Molecule: messenger RNA, 2964 nt
Organism: Arabidopsis arenosa
Lineage: Eukaryota; Viridiplantae; Streptophyta; Magnoliopsida; Brassicales; Brassicaceae
Source: the annotation of a GenBank genome assembly
GAGUUUCUUCUUCAGUUUCAUCGCAAUUCGAUUCCCGAUCUGAUCCGUCUCUGUUUAGAUCGGAGCAAACAAUGGCGGAGAUGGCGAACAUGGAUCCCGAAGGUAUGGAUGGAGUUCGUAUGACUUGGAACCUUUGGCCUCGCACUAAGGUUGAAGCUAGCAAGUGUGUGAUUCCUCUCGCCGCUUCAAUUUCUCCGAUCCGUCGUCACUCCGAUAUCCCUGAUCUCCCUUAUGCUCCUCUCAAGUGCCGGACUUGUGUUGCUGUUCUCAACGCUUUCGCUCGUGUUGAUUUCAACGCUAAGAUCUGGAUCUGCCCUUUUUGCCAUCAGAGGAAUCCUUUCCCUGUUCAUUACCAUUCGAUCUCUGAGAUUAAUCUCCCUGGUGAGCUUUAUCCUCAGUACACUACUGUUGAAUACACGUUGCCGGCUUCUGUCGAUCCGAGAACUGGUGCUGCUGAUCAGGUGCCUCCGCCUGUGUUUGUGUUUGUUCUUGAUACGUGUAUGAUUGAGGAAGAAUUGGGGUAUGCCAAAUCGGCGCUUAAGCAGGCGAUCGGGUUGCUUCCGGAGAAUGCUUUGGUUGGGUUUGUGUCGUUUGGUACUCAGGCUCAUGUUCAUGAAUUGGGGUUCUCUGAGAUGUCUAAAGUUUUUGUCUUUAAAGGCAAUAAAGAAGUCACCAAGGAUCAAAUUUUGGAUCAGUUGGGGCUUGGGUCUUCCUCGAGGAGAGCUCCUACUUCUGGGUUUCCUAAAGGAGCGCAAAACGGAUUCCAGAGUUCCGGUGUUGACAGAUUCCUGUUACCCGCUUCGGAGUGCGAAUACACACUGGACUUGCUUUUGGAUGAGCUCCAAUCAGACCAGUGGCCUGUUCAGCCAGGUCAUCGUCCCCAACGAUGCACAGGGGUUGCAUUGAGUGUAGCUGCAGGAUUGCUUGGAGCUUGCUUGCCUGGAACUGGGGCUAGAAUUGUAGCUUUGGUUGGAGGUCCAUGUACAGAGGGCCCUGGAACGAUUAUCUCAAAGGAUUUGUCAGAUCCUGUGCGCUCCCACAAAGAUCUAGAUAAAGAUGCUGCUCCUUAUUAUAAAAAAGCUGUCAAGUUUUAUGAUAGUAUUGCAAAGCAGCUUGUCGCUCAGGGUCAUGUGUUAGACCUUUUCGCCUCUGCACUUGAUCAGGUUGGGGUUGCUGAAAUGAAAGUAGCCGUUGAAAGUACCGGUGGUCUCGUUGUUCUGUCUGAAAGUUUUGGCCAUUCUGUAUUUAAAGAUUCCUUCAAGAGGGUGUUUGAAGAUGGCGAGCAGUCUCUUGGUCUCUGCUUCAAUGGCACGCUUGAGAUCAAUUGUUCAAAAGACAUCAAAAUUCAAGGGGUUAUCGGGCCUUGCUCAUCAUUAGAAAAGAAAGGUCCCAAUGUUGCCGACACAGUCAUUGGAGAGGGGAAUACCAGUGCUUGGAAGUUGUGUGGCCUCGACAAGAGUACCUGCUUGACUGUAUUCUUUGAUCUAUCUUCAACCGGGUCAAAUGCUCCUGGAGCUGUAAAUCCUCAGUUGUAUUUGCAGUUUGUCACAAGUUACCAAAACCCUGAAGGUAAAAGUUUGCUCCGGGUUACAACUGUAACCAGACAGUGGGUGGAUACUGCUGUGAGCACAGAGGAACUUGUGCAAGGCUUUGACCAAGAAACUGCUGCUGUGGUUAUGGCAAGAUUAACUUCCUUAAAAAUGGAAACAGAGGAGGGAUUUGAUGCUACUCGGUGGCUAGAUCGGACUCUCAUUCGUCUGUGUUCAAAAUUUGGUGAAUAUAGAAAGGAUGAUCCAACCUCGUUUACGCUGAAUCCCUAUUUUUCAUUGUUCCCUCAAUUCAUGUUUAACUUGCGGCGGUCACAGUUUGUUCAGGUCUUUAACAACAGUCCUGAUGAAACCGCAUACUUCCGCAUGCUGCUAAACCGGGAAAAUAUUUCAAAUGCAACUGUCAUGAUCCAACCAUCUCUGACGUCAUAUUCAUUCAAUGCACCACCUCAGCCAGCUUUGCUGGAUGUGGCUUCCAUUGCAGCUGACAAGAUUCUUCUAUUAGAUGCAUAUUUUAGUGUUGUUGUCUUCCAUGGAAUGACUAUAGCCCAAUGGCGAAACAUGGGUUAUCAUCAUCAGCCUGAACAUGAGGCCUUUGCUCAGUUAUUGCAAGCUCCUCAAGAGGAUUCCCAGAUGUUAGUCCGGGAGCGUUUCCCAGUCCCGAGAUUAGUUGUGUGUGAUCAACAUGGAUCACAGGCAAGGUUUUUAUUGGCUAAGCUGAAUCCAUCAGCGACUUACAACAAUGCAAACGAGAUGUCAGCUGGGUCAGACAUAAUCUUCACUGACGAUCACUCUCGCCAUAUCGAGAAACAAUAUGUGAAGAUGGCGGAAAAGGCUGAUCUUACUGCGCAAGGUAAAGAGAUUGUGAAGGAGGUGAAGAGUGAUUUUGAAUCAAAAUUGUCAGACGACCUGAACACUGCCCAUGUACUCGCGGGUGCUUUUCAAGAUGCGAUGAAAUUCAUGAACGUGUCAAUCACGAAGCUCAAGAAAAUGCAGAAGAAGCCGAGAAUGUCGCUGGUGGUGUCACUGGUGGUGUCACUGGUUGAGGUUGAGAAAGCAGUGAGGGGAGUUCUUGAUGUGCUUGGUCUGCUCACUACUCUCAGCUACGCAGAUUUUUUGAAAGAGAUGAAGCAAAAGGCAUUAGCAAGAGCCAAACUAGGAGAAGAAGAAGUCUUGCAGAAGAUUAAAACAAGGAGAGUUGCGCGGAUGAAUAAGAAUUUCGAGCUGAGUGACGACAUAAGGUCCGUUGCUUUCCACUGACAGCGGGGUGAAACAUGCCAUAGUAGCUAAAGACUGUUUUCAAAAUCGGACCGGACACCACAACUUUUCCAUGUAUACAGUUAGCUAUGUCUGAGCCUCAUUACCAAAAUCUAGAUGUAAGUUUCAACAGCUUUUGGUGCGGUUUUGAUCUUUACCA